This is a messenger RNA of Vidua chalybeata, 1246 nucleotides long. RefSeq names its product mitochondrial rRNA methyltransferase 2 (gene MRM2). Gene Ontology annotation, cellular component: mitochondrion. The transcript is spliced from 3 exons. The record is from RefSeq and is a predicted model, not a curated record. Lineage: Eukaryota; Metazoa; Chordata; Aves; Passeriformes; Viduidae. The coding region runs from base 92 to 1018 and encodes 308 amino acids. Gene Ontology annotation, molecular function: rRNA (uridine-2'-O-ribose)-methyltransferase activity. Gene Ontology annotation, biological process: RNA methylation.
GCGGGGCCGCUGAGGCGAUCCCGGCGCCCACGCAGGGGAUGGUGGCGUGUCGUUAGUGCCGGCGCCUGGAGUUUCCCUCGGGAAUGGGUUAAUGAGUGUUUGGGGUUUUAGGUUAAUGCCGCCCGGCGGUUCCGCCCGGGCAGGGGCCGUGGCUCUUGGUUGCUCUGCCGAGAGCUUGCAGGAGCUCGGGCAUCCCUCCGUUCCUCUGAGCGGCUCACGGAGGCCACCGGCCCCACUGAGGCAGCACAGGAGUGCUGGGAUCACUCUGCCAUGUCGUGUCCGUAAAACACCUGAGCAGAAGCCGGAGUGGGAUCUCUUUCCCCCCUUAGCUCAGGAUAACACAUGCCUGCACACCACGGUGAAGUUUCUGAGGAAAACUGGAGCUGAGCAGAGGUGGUUGGAGCGGCACUUGAAGGAUCCCUUUGUCAAGGCAUCGAAGCAGCAGCAUUACCGGUGCCGAAGUGCCUUCAAGUUGCUGGAAAUUGAUGACAAGCUCUGUGUUCUUCGUCCAGGAUUUUCUGUUCUUGACUGUGGAGCAGCACCUGGUGCUUGGAGCCAGGUUGCUGUAGAGAGGGUCAAUGCCUUAGGUACUGAUGCUGCUGUCCCCACUGGCUUUGUGCUUGGCGUGGACCUGCUGCGGAUUUCUCCUCUGGAAGGAGCGGUUUUCCUGUCGGAGACUGACAUGGCAGAGCCCAGCACGCUGAGGGCCAUCCAGAGCCUGCUUCCCUUAGGGAAGGCAGAUGUCAUCCUGAGUGACAUGGCACCCAACGCCACGGGCAUCAAAGAGCUGGAUCAUCAGAAGCUGAUCAGUCUGUGUUUAGGCCUUCUGGAUAUGUCCCAAAGCAUUUUAAAGCCAAAAGGAACGAUGCUCUGUAAAUUCUGGGAUGGAUCCGAGGCCCGUCUGCUGCAAAACAGACUGAAGGAGCAGUUCCAGGAUGUGAGAACUAUAAAGCCUCAGGCCAGCCGGAAGGACUCUGCGGAAUCUUAUUACUUGGCAAGGCUGUACAGAGGGAAAUGAAAGUCAUGAGCUGCAGAUUCUCUGACACGGAUUGGAAAUUUCAAUUUAGUGGGUGUUUAAAGGAAAAUCCCACCAUUAAGACCUUGGGAAAGUUUGCUACUCUUCUUUAAGUCCAUCAGGCUUUUCAAAUACUUGCGGACAAAAUGGUUGGGAAUGGAGAGGAAUAACCUGAAAGGCAACCUCUGGAACUGGAGUAAUAGAAAUGAAAAUAAAAUGCUGAUCAUAUGA